Molecule: messenger RNA, 2781 nt
Organism: Cylindrotheca closterium
Lineage: Eukaryota; Bacillariophyta; Bacillariophyceae; Bacillariales; Bacillariaceae
Source: the annotation of a GenBank genome assembly
AUGACUCGAAUUUACAGCUACAGCAACAACAAGAAACGUGGUGGUGCCUUGAAACAACGUACGAAGGAAGCUGACAUCUUUCAAGACAAGUGGGCCCCAACUCCUCAAGAAAUGAAGAAGGCCGAACGCGCCGUUUGCAAUUCCCAGACACAAUCGUCGGUGUUGCAGGGGAAACCGCGAAAGGCACAACACGUAAUCAACAAUGAAAACAAGCCAAAUGCUGCUAGAAAGCUUGGAAAACCGACGGGCAAGAUCAUAUAUGCGACACCGCUUCCAAAUCCCAGAAUUACCCACAAUAACAAGAAGACGAAAAAGGCGGUUCUAUAUGCCAAUGCUAUUCCGUUCCAAACCAUUCAGAAGCCGACAUCUGGAAAAGAACUCGUCACAAAGAAGCGUGCCGAACCCACUCAUCCUUUUCCACAAACUAAGACUCCUUCGUCGCAAAAAAAAAAGUAUGCCGAACCCAUACGUCCGCUUCCAGAAACAAUUUUGUCUCCAAAAGAGGCGACUGCUGGAAAGACAAGCACCAAAAGCAGUAAGUUGUGGUCCACCUUGGAUUACUACAUAUCGCUGCCCAAGCAAGGAGAGGAGGAAGUCAAGCAGGAGAGAGAAGAAUCCAAGAGUUCGUCCAUACUUUCAUUGCCUCCUCCUCCUCCUCGAAGGAAGAAUCCAUUUGCCGAAGAUGAAAAGAUGGAUGCUCCAUAUGACGAAGAUGCAAACUCCAUUUCGUCUAGUGCCAACAGUAUUGAAGCGGCAGCAACAAAGACGGAGACAAAACCAUGGGGCAAAGAGAACCAAAAGAAGGAGAAGACUCUCAGAAGACUCUUUUCCAAAAAAAGAGUGGAGGAAGGAAAUGAAGCACCCUCUCCUCCUCGAAGGAAGAAUCCAUUUGCAGAAGACGAAACGGCAGAAGCUGAAAAUAGGCCAUUGAGCAACAAAAAGGUUCAUGACACAUCAGACCAUGGUCCAGUAUCACUUGAUGAAUUCGUGCCGGUAGUUGCCAUCAAGGUGAAUUCUGACCAGCCCAUUGGGGAUCCAAAUCGCACAAGCCUUGGAGGAAAGCUCAAGAAAUCGCUGUUGCCUCGGCGCCAAAAACAGAAAGCAAGGAACCAAGUGACAGAGCCACCAAAGCCAACACAUGAACACGAACGACAAAAACCUAAUGCCAAGCCUCUCACAGAGUUUGGUACAGCUGAUAGGCUGCAGCAACGCAACCAUCGUGUCCAAGUGGACGGUAACAAUAGGAAGAAUACCAUUAUGACAAUGAACGAUACCAAAACAUCGCCAAUGAGACCAAAUCCUGUCAAAAGGGAAAAGUCGAAUGGAGAAGAGGCCAACGAAGCGGUCGAAGUCAUGGAUUUGACUACCAUGUCCUUGGAAUCCUUUCAACUCAGUUUUCUUGAAAAUUCGAAUGUUUGUUUGACCGAUGUCUAUGAAAUUGACUAUCCAGUACACAAAUCGAUAGUCUCGGGAACUUUGUCGAUUGCCUUGCCGCAAGAUGUUUUUUUGUUGGUGAGCACCCAGCUCAGCCUUUUGGACGAGUACAUUGUGCGCAAUAAGCUGAAAAAGACACCACAAGGAGAUCGAUUGUUGGUCGAUUCAAUCUUGAGCAUGCUCAAAAAUAUCUCAGAAAAGCAAACGAAAUACCGGGACUCGUACCUGCAAGAUAGUUUGGAAGGUUGUAUCGCGGCCGCCAAUAGCUUCAUGUGGAUGGUGGAAAAGGUGGAAGAGUUUAUGGAAUUGGUAGCGACCAAGUACCCACAUUUGUGCUGGUGUGAUACAGACCCUGUCACUUGGAUGCCCUGUCAAGAAGCCAAGGAACUCAGUUCCCAAUUUAGCCAUGACGCAGUGCUAGCAGCGUCGACAGAAGCCGUCUGCUUUAUCAUGGACGAUGCCCAUGAUGCUGGUCUUUUCUCGCUUCUAUUUAGUCGACAAUGGGAAGAAGAGUUGGUUCACAAUGAAGUUUCGGUUUCCAUGACUCGUAUAUUGGAACGAAGGAUUUCCAUGGCAUCCAAGUGGUUGGAGCAAGAUUAUUUGUUUCACAAGUUUGUCGGCGCCUUGGUGCGAGCCACCAUUUGCUUUUACAUGGAAGGGAUUGUGCACAAGGCAGAAAGGCUACGAUCGGCUGGUAGCACCUUGGGAAAGAAGACUGCUCGGAAGAAGGUUGCCUUUCGUAAUCCUCAAAAGGCUUGUGGUAGACUCAGUGACGAUAUUGCAGUCCUCCAAGACUACUUUGAGGACAUUGCAGAGCAGAAUAUUGCACUGGCAAGAGUGAUUUCCAAGGAGUUUUCGUUUUUGUCCCUUUUGGUGGAAUGCAUGUUACAAGCAGGAAAGAGUCAUACGGACGAUGUGGACAUUGCCGAGUUUGUGUAUGCCAUGCACAAGGAGACUGGAGCCAAUUUUGACGUUACCAAGUUUUUCAUGUCGGAUGUAUUUUUACUAGUGGGUCCCAAAGGUGCCCACCACCGAGUGGAAGCUUUUAUUAACGGGAUGCACGAAGAACUUGGAAUAUUCACCUUGGAAGACUUGAAGACUGUAGCCAUGGCCAAUAGCGACAUGAAUGGUUUCAAGUUGCACGAAGUGAUGUUGUCACUAUACGAGGAACGCAUAAAAAACGAUAGGACCUACAUUGCCAUGGCCGAAGGAGCAAUCAAGCAGACCAAACGAGACAUUAAGAAGGAACUCAAGAAUACUGAACUGAGAGUCCAAUACUUUUUGGAAGAUUUGCACGAAGAACUUGCCGCGACGGUUGGAUCGCGACCUCAACUGGGAGAGUUUUAG